Messenger RNA from Nerophis ophidion (straightnose pipefish), 4344 nucleotides. It is a transcript of the gene elna, whose product is annotated as elastin a. The coding region runs from base 1 to 3354 and encodes 1117 amino acids. NCBI's taxonomy places the organism in Eukaryota, Metazoa, Chordata, Actinopteri, Syngnathiformes, Syngnathidae. The transcript is spliced from 36 exons. The record is from RefSeq and is a predicted model, not a curated record.
AUGAACAAUUAUAAAGAUAUUGUUGAAUGCGGCGUGCCUGGGGGUGUACCUGGUGGUGUGCCUGGUGGUGUGCCUGGUGGUGUACCCGGAGGUGUGCCAGGGGGCGUACCUGGGGGUGUGCCAGGCAGUGUGCCAGGAUUUGGUGGAUAUCAACCCUCAGCCAAAGCAGCUAAAUAUGGAGGACAGGUACCAGGUGGUGUACCAAGGUUUGGUGGUUAUUCGCCAUCGUCUACUGGAGCUAAUUAUGGCGGCGUGCCAGGCGGCGUACCAGGUGGCGUGCCAGGUGGAGUGCCAGGUGGAGUGCCAGGCGGCGUGCCGGGAUUUGGUGGUUAUUCACCAGCAGCCAAAGCAGCUAAAUAUGGUGGCGUACCAGGUGGCGUACCAGGUGGCGUACCAGGUGGCGUUCCAGGGUUUGGUGGUUAUCAACCAGCAGGUGGUGUGCCUGGUGGUGUUCCCGGUGGUGUUCCCGGUGGUGUACCAGGAGGGGCACCAUAUGCAGUGCCGGGAGGAUAUCCAAGACCUGGAACUGGUGCAUACUCACCAGCCGCCAAAGCAGCAAAAUAUGGAGGAGCAGGAGCAGGGCUAGGAGGAACAGGAGUAGGGAGCGUACCAGGAGGAGUCGGAGGCGGACAAUACCCUGGUGCUGCUGCUGCUGCUGCUAAAGCUGCCAAAUAUGGAGGAGCAGGAGCAGGGUUAGGAGGUGCAGGACUGGGAGGAACAGGAGUAGGGAGAGGACCAGGAGGAGUCGGAGGCGGACAAUACCCUGGUGCUGCUGCUAAAGCUGCCAAAUAUGGAGGUGCAGGAGCAGGCUUUGGAACUGGGAGCCUGGGGGGUACAGGCACAGGAUUAGGAGGAGGAGCUGGUUUAGUACCAGGAGGAGUCGGAGGCGGACAAUACCCCGGCGGUGCCGCAAAAGCUGCUAAAUAUGGAGGAGCAGGAGCAGGGUUCGGAACAGGAGGAUUAGGAGGAGGAGGAGGAGCUGGUUUAGUACCAGGAGGCGGUGGACAAUAUCCUGGUGCUGCUGCAAAAGCUGCUAAAUACGGAGGAGCAGGGGCAGGAUUAGGGACGGGAGUCUACGGGGCCACAGGAGGACUUGGAGCUGGUUCAGUUCCAGGACAAUAUCCUGGUGCCGCUGCAAAAGCGGCCAAAUAUGGAGCAGGGUUUGGAACAGGAGGACUUGGUGGAAUAGGAACAGGAGGCGGAGUACCAGGUGGAGGACAAUAUCCUGCCGCUGCUGCAAAAGCUGCCAAAUAUGGAGGAGCAGGAGCAGGGUUCGGAGGAGGAACUGGUUUCGGACCAGGAGCUGGUUUAGGACCAGGAGGAUUCCGAGGUGGACAAUACCCUGGUGCUGCUGCAAAAGCUGCCAAAUAUGGUGGAGCAGGAGCAGGGUUAGGAGGAGGAGGAGCUGGUUUAGGACCAGGAGCUGGUUUGGUACCAGGAGGAGUCGCAGGUGGACAAUACCCUGGCGCUGCGGCAAAAGCUGCUAAAUAUGGAGGAGCAGGAGCAGGGUUAGGAGGAGGAGGAGGAGCUGGUUUAGGACCAGGAACAGGACUGGGAGGAACAGGAGUAGGGAGAGGACCAGGAGGAGUCGCAGGUGGACAAUACCCUGGUGCUGCGGCAAAAGCUGCCAAAUAUGGAGUUGGAGGACUGGGAGGAGCAGGAACAGGAGCUGGUUUGGUACCAGGUGGAGUCGGAGCUGGACAAUACCCUGGUGCUGCUGCAAAAGCGGCCAAAUAUGGGGUUGCUGGACCAGGGGCAGGGUUUGGAGCCGGAGGACAAGGAGGAGCUGGUUUGCUACCAGGAGGAGUUGGAGGUGGACAAUACCCUGGCGCUGCGGCAAAAGCUGCCAAAUAUGGUGGAGCAGGAGCAGGGUUAGGAGGAGGAAGAGGAGCUGGUUUGGGACCAGGAGGAGUUGGAGGUGGACAAUACCCUGGUGCUGCGGCAAAAGCUGCUAAAUAUGGUGGAGCAGGAGCAGGGUUAGGAGGAGGAGGAGGAGCUGGUUUGGGACCAGGAGCUGGUUUGGGACCAGGAGGAGUUGGAGGUGGACAAUACCCUGGUGCUGCGGCAAAAGCUGCUAAAUAUGGAGCAGGGUUAGGAACAGGAAGCCUUGGGGGAACAGGAGUAGGCGGAGGAGCCGGUUUAUUACCGGGAGGUGGACAAUAUCCUGGUGCUGCUGCCAAAGCGGCCAAAUAUGGGGGAGCAGGAGCAGGGUUAGGAGGCGGAGGACUGGGAGGAGCAGGAACAGGAGCUGGUUUAGUACCAGGAGGAGUCGGAGGCGGACAAUACCCUGGUGCUGCUGCAAAAGCUGCUAAAUAUGGGCCUGCUGGUCCAGGAUUUGGAACAGGAGGACAAGGAGGAACUGGACCAGGAGUAGGAGGAGCUGGUUUGGUACCGGGAGGAGUCGGAGGCGGACAAUACCCUGGUGCUGCUGCAAAAGCUGCUAAAUAUGACACAGCAGGAGCAGGGUUAGGAGGCGCAGGACUGGGAGGAGCAGGAACCGGAGCUGGUUUGGUACCAGGAGGAGUCGGAGGUGGACAAUACCCUGGUGCUGCGGCAAAAGCUGCCAAAUAUGGAGCUGCAGGGGGAGUCGGCCCCGGGGGUGUGGGCCCCGGCGGUGUCGCCCCAGGCGGAGUCGCCGGUGGUCAGUACCCAUCUGCUGCAAAAGCUGCCAAAUAUCUGCCGGGGGCCACGCCACAUCCGGCUGCUGGCAUACUCCCGGAUGGUUCUGCCGCUGUGCUGCCAGGUGGUACUGGUGUUCCUGUCGCUGGAAAGCCACCAAAGGGAUUUGAUCCUUCUGGAACCAGUGGUCCAGGGCCCACAGCUAUUGCCACAAAUGUCAAUGCACCAGAGCUCCCACAGCCCACUGGUACUAAAGGUCAAGGCCCGCCUGGUGGCGCAGCAGAUGUUGGUGCAGGUGCUUACCCGUAUGGAGUUCCUUACGGAGCCGGAGCCGGAACCGGAGCAGCCGUGCUCCCCGGCGCCAAGCCUUUGAAACCUCCCGCUGUGGGAGGAGGAGUGGGAAUCCCCCUGUCAGGAGCAGGAUAUCAAGCGGGAUACGGUCCAUAUCAAGGAGGGUAUGGACAGGGUGGUUUGCCGUAUCCCUCCGCAGGUGGUGCUGGGGGAGGAGCUAAAGUACCAAAACCAGGCUAUGGAAAUCUUGGAGGUGGUGGAGGUGGUGGUGGAUAUCAGCCUCAGCCAGGUGGAUAUGUGCCCGCCCCCCUGACUCCUCAACAAGCCAAAGCGGCAAAGUACAAUGCCAACCCAUUGCAAGGCUUCCUCGGCGGCGCAGGGGGCGGAGCCUACAGAGGCGCAGCAGGAGCCUGCCAGGGGAAAUACUGCGGCAGGAGGAAGUAGAUGACCUCCCCAUUGUGACCAGAAGGAACCAUGGUGCUACUGCAUGAACUAGAAUGUACAUUUUAUACACAAACAUUCAAUGUUUUUUUGUUUUUGUUUGUUUUUUACUUGACUCCUGCUCUCAUGCAAACCCACCGACCAAGAAUUUAGUACUCCCCCCCCCCCUCCUCCGCCCCCACAUGUAUCACCAAUAGUGCCUUGUCGUUACUUAUGCAAAGUGUGUGUUCUUGUUGUGUGAAACGCAGCACCGAACCUCUCUGCCUUCAAUCUUUGAGCAAGGCAAACUGAAAUGUUGCAGCACACAACCUCUCUGACCCGUGAGAAGGCUGUUUUUUUUUUUGUUUUUUGUUUUUUUGUGGCCGAUCUCAGCAUGUUCUCCAGCCCUCCUUCUUCCUCGCUGCUAUUUUUAGCCCCAUUGGGUAUAAAGCAGUUGGGAACGGGACUCAGGCCAGCCCAUCUGUUCUCAUUAACUUUUUUGCUUAAGCAUUUCUCUGCACGGCCGUGCCUCUCAUUGACAUCCGUUGUGAUGCAAUUUAUUUUGUCACCCCCUGGAAUGUUUGAUUACGGCGGAGAAUGCUUAGUCAUGUGUCACUUUGCCCACUUUAGGGGUUUUACGGACAGGUUCUUUUUACACGCGUCGAUUCUAUUAUUAAAAAAAAAAAGUGGAUUCCCUUGUUAAACAAGGGCACCCAAACCCCAUUUUUUUUACUUACUUGAGCUGCUUUAUGGAUUUAAAGAAGGAAAAAGGCUUAUCUGACCAAAGGUUCAUAGGUGCUUUCUAUAAUUGUGUACUGUAUUUUGUACUAAUAUGAAGGUUGCUGGCAUAUCGUUGAUGUGCCAUCUUCAUCUUUAUUUAAAACUAUUUCUAUAAGGAGGAACAGUGUGGUUUUGCACUUUUUUUUUUUAUUUGUUUCCACGACACACAUGACUUGAUAUAAUCUGCCAUUGUAUUUGCUUUAUUAAAUACUAAAUAAAAUGUGUUUAAACAUG